This is a messenger RNA of Stylonychia lemnae, 3636 nucleotides long. The record is from the annotation of a GenBank genome assembly. NCBI's taxonomy places the organism in Eukaryota, Ciliophora, Spirotrichea, Sporadotrichida, Oxytrichidae.
AUGGCUUAAAGAGAUCAAAUUUAAUACGAUCAACUGUAACUUUGCUCAUUGGAAGUCCAAAAUUUCAAAUCAUUUGAGGGACAUCAUGUAAUAGGGCCAUGCUUGUCGUUUACUGCAAUAGUGGGUCCAAACGGAGGAGGGAAGUCGAACAUUUUGGAUGGUAUUGCUUUCUGCUUACUUUUAAAACAUAUCUCAAAGAAGCACAAACAUUUGAAUGAAUUGAUUUACAGAGAGGAGCAUGAGAACUAUAAAGAGAACAGAAGAGAGAUGUCAGUCAAGCUUAACUUCAAAGCAGUAUAAAUCCUUUCAGGCUAGACCCAAGAAUUCAGUCUAAAGAGAAUGAUAAAUGCAAAUGGAAUCCAAGAGUACUUCUUCAAUAAUCAGCCGCUAUUAGCUGAAGAGUAUCUUAUGAAGAUAAAUGACUAUCAUCUUAAUAUCAACAACUUUUGUGCCUACUAAGGUAAACUUGAAGAACUUUGCUUCAGACAGGAAGGCCAACAUCUUGUCCAAAUGUUUGAGGAACUAUCAGGUUCACUUCAGUUUAAGCCUCAAUGCGAUCAACUAAAUUAAAAGAUAGCCAAAUGUGAUGAUCAAAUCAAGGAUGACACUGAAAUACUGCACAAUCUUAGAAUCGAGAAGGUCAAACUUAAAGGACUUCAGGACUUUGUUGAGUAGAUGAAAGAUUGUCUCCAAUAGUAGAAGGAAAUCGAAUCCUAACUUCACUUUUCUGAUAUCUUAUUAUCUGAGAAGAACAUUAGAUACUAUGAUGAGUAGCUAUCCACUUAUACUAAUAGCUUCUAAGAGACUAUUCAGAUGAGAUAAGAUGUACUAAAUGAAAUGAGAAAGCAAGAAGCUGAGAUGAAAAAGCUCUAGAAUUAGGAGGAGAAUACCCAGAAAAAGCUAAAGUCAAAGAAAGAUGAACUCCUUUCAAUGCAGAGCAACUAAUUCAAUAAGUAAAAAGAGAUAGACAGCACUAAAAAUAUGAUCACGUAGAAAAGGAAUAUGCUUCACCAAUUUUAAAGUGAAGUUGAUUAGGUACAACAAAAGAUUAAAGAAAAUAGAUAGAGUAUUGAAGCUUCAAGGUAAAAACUGAACACUAUUAAUGAGCAAAUGAUUGAUAAUGAAGAUUUAAAAAUGCAGGAUUCAAUCAGAGAUGAAUACUUGACAAUAAAAAGUAAAAUUGAAUCAGAGAAUGCUUAGAUUGGCAGAUAAAUGGCUUUGAUAGAGUAGAAAAUAAACUAUCUCAACCAAAGGAAAGCGAAUUUCCAGGGACAAAUUUAUUAGCAAAAGAAUUAGAAUUCUAAGGUAUUAGACUUUGAACAUCAAUAGAUAGAAAUUAAUGAACUCAAGAAAGAGUAAAAGGCAAAGGAACAGGAAUUGAAGCAACUGCAUAGUAGCCUAGCAUAGCUCAAGGAUCAGUAAGUUAAUAAUAAGGACUCUAUUAAAGUCCUAGAAAAGACUCUACUUGAGAAGGAAUACGAGUUGAAGGACUUUGAAAAUGAGAAGCAACUAAAAUCGUAGGAUGUAAAGCUAUCUCAGAUUUUGGAAGAACUAAAGAAAAGAUGCAAGGGAUACCUGGGCUAACUCUAUGAAUUAAUCAAGCCUAUUAAUGCUUAGUAUGAUAUCGCAGUGAAAGUAGCUCUUAGCAAGUGUCUGAGAUUUCUAGUAGUGGAUACACCUCAGACUGCUGAAUACUGUACUGAGUUUCUAAAGGAAAAAGGGCUUUUCAAGGAUGUGCUUGUACUUUCUAAUGUUCCAGAGAGACACUUAAACUCAAAGCUAGUAAAGGAUAUUAAGCAGGAUGGCAAUCUAGUCUACGAUGUAUUGGAAGUGAGCAGGAGACAUUAGCAUCUAGACAAGGCUAUAAGAUACUUUGUGGCAGAUAAGGUUGUUUGCAAGAACUUUGACACAGCAAUCAAGCUUCAAAGAAUGGGCGUCAAGGAUAUAGUCACAGAGGAUGGGACUGAAUUCAAGCAGGGCAUGAUUAGUGGAGGUCAGCACACCAACAUCUUCAACCUGAAUCUUGGUAACUUUAAGAUGGACAGAGACAUCAAAAGACUAGUAGACGAGAUAUCAAACUUGGAAUAGAAAUUGAAUGCUCUUAAAGAGGUUGAGAAUGGGGAUAAUGGAAUACUUAAGGUUAUGAGAGAUAUAUCCAGAGUUGAAACUGAAGUGGAAUUGAUUAAACAAAAAAUAGUCGAAAAGGAUAAAGAGACGAAAAAUUAUAAGGAAGCACAAUCAGACUUUUAAAAAUCAGUCUAGACUUUGGAGAAACAAAUCCAAGAGAUAUAAAAACAACUAGAUCAAGCAACUUCUACUAAAGACGAUCUUCAAAGAGACCUUAGUGAAGCAUAAACAGAUGCCUAUUCUAAAUUCGUUUAAAGACUAGGCUUUAAGAGCAUCUAGGACUAUGAAAAUUCACAGCAAAACCAGUAAGUUAGCAGUCUUAAUGAGGAAAAGAAUAAACUGCUCCAGACAAUCUCAUAAUGUGAGAAGGAAAUAGAGUUCCUUGAAAGAAACGACAACUUUAAGAGCAUGCAGGCUCUUGAGGCUGUUCUCAAACAAGAAGAAGACAAACUUCACAGUCUUAUUAGCGGUCAAUAUCACGGGGACAUGGUGCAAAAACUUCAAGUAGAGAUAAAGGAUCUGGACUCUGAGAUCCAACUCAUUAAGAAGAACAUAUAAGAUGUCAAUAGCAAGCAAAUGUCUCAGAAGAGCCAAAAUGAGAGUUUGUAGAAUAGACUUGAGCACUUUCAAAAAGAAAUCAACAUCAAUAAAAUCCAACUAAAAAAUGAGUAACUCGUUAAGCAAGCAAGGUUUGAAGAAGCCUAACUUAGCCAUAUGAUUGAAAAUAAUGCUAAUGAUAUUUCUCAACUUGACUUCAAUCACAAACUAGGCAUUGAAAACAUAGAUGAGAUUACUAUAGAGGAAGUCUAAGAGCUUAUUGCCAUAAAGAAAGAAAAGCUAAGAAAACUGAAGUUAAAGGAGGACGAAUUCAACAAAAAUGCUGCUCUUGUCCCUGAAAGUGAUCCUAAUGUUGCUCUAAUCAAUGACAAGAUCACCUAGCUCAAAGAUAAUGUAGAUAAACUGAGUUAGGAAAAGCAGCAAUACGUCAGUGAAUUGAAAAAACUAUCAGAGUAGAGAUUAAACCUAUUCUUGAUGUUCUUUGACAACGUAGCCUCAAUCAUUAAUGAUGUCUAUGCCGAACUCACAGUAAAAGAUUCAAACCUAAAUCAAGGUGGCAAAAUCAGCAUCUUCAUUGAGGACAGAUCAAAUCCUUUCUAGAAGAACAUCCAUUUCUUCCCUAUGCCACCAUCUAAAUCACACAUCUAUGAUGUUUCCUAACUAUCGGGAGGUGAGAAAACUGUUGCAGCACUUGCCUUGAUAUUUGCUUUGAUUUAAGUCAGAAAGCCUCCUUUGUUAAUUUUAGAUGAAGUUGAUGCUUUCCUUGAUUAGGAAAAUGUGCAUCUUGUCACCGGCUUCAUCAAAAAUAAGUUAAAGACCCAAGUCUUGAUUAUUAGUCACAAGGAAAUAGUGAUUAAGCACACCGACUCCUUAAUUGGAGCAUCAUUUUCCAAGGAUCAAAGAACCAGUCUUACUCACAGUUUAGACCUCAGAAAGUAUCUUGACAAGUGA